Messenger RNA from Hordeum vulgare subsp. vulgare (domesticated barley), 2179 nucleotides. RefSeq names its product cell division control protein 45 homolog. Gene Ontology annotation, biological process: double-strand break repair via break-induced replication; mitotic DNA replication preinitiation complex assembly; DNA replication initiation. NCBI's taxonomy places the organism in Eukaryota, Viridiplantae, Streptophyta, Magnoliopsida, Poales, Poaceae. The transcript has a single exon. Gene Ontology annotation, molecular function: chromatin binding; single-stranded DNA binding; DNA replication origin binding. The record is from RefSeq and is a predicted model, not a curated record. Bases 57 to 1901 code for a protein of 614 amino acids. Gene Ontology annotation, cellular component: DNA replication preinitiation complex.
AGUCUGAACCCCUCUCCGCCAUCCCUCGAAUUUUCCAUUUCGAUAUUCAUGCUACAAUGGUGCGUGAGCUCGGCGCCGACUCCUUCUACGCGCGCCUCCGCGCCGCCACCGCCGCCGCCGCAGCGGUUUCCUCCGCCUCCGCAUCCCCUCUCCUGAUCCUCCCGUCCGCGUCCGACGCCGACUCGCUCUGCGCGCUCAGGAUCCUCGCCCACGUCCUCUCCGCCGACUCCGUCCGCUUCUCCGUCUACCCCGUCGCCUCCACCGCCGAUGCCGCGGAACUCCUCGCCUCCUUCUCCGGCGCCGCCGUGUCCUCAUCCCAGCCGCCGCCUCCGCUCUGCGUACUACUCAUCAACUGGGGCGCGCGCUGCGACCUCCUCCGCGGCGUCCUACCGAGCGGCUCCACCGCUUUCGUCGUGGACUCACACCGCCCCGUGAACCUCCGCAACCUCGCCGCGGGGAACGACCGCGUCGUCGUCCUCUUCACCGCUGACGACGAGUGCACCGCCGACCUGUCGUAUGACUUCGACGUGUCCUCCCUUGCCGAUGCCUCCGACCUAACGGCCGAGGGGGACGCGGACGACGACCACCUCUGCGCCUCCGAGGAAGAGGAGUCAGAUGGCUCGGAUUACGAUUCCGACGCCGAGGGCGGGAUGAGGAAGAGACGGCGCGCGUCCGAUGACGCGGAGGCGGACGGCGGCGAUCCGGUGAGGCUGUUCGGGAGGCUGCGGCGGGAGUACUACCGGCUCGGCACCUUCCACGGGAAGCCGUCGGGGUGCCUCAUGUACGACCUCGCCCACGCGCUGCGCAGGAACACCAACGAGCUGCUCUGGCUUGCCUGCGUCUCCCUCACCGACCAGUUCGUCCACGAGCGCAUCACCAACGAGCGCUACCAGGACGCGGCCAUGGAACUCGAGCAGCACAUCAACGGAUCCGGCAACCUCGAUCCGUCCGGCGUCGGGUCCGUGGUCACGCUCAAGGACGGGACCAGGAUCCGUGCGCCCGAGACCUCCCGCAUCGCCUACGAGGACGAGCCGAGGCUUAUGCUGCUGCGGGAGUGGACCUUGUUCGACUCCAUGGUCUGCUCCUCUUAUGUCGCGACGAGGCUCAAGACGUGGAGCGACAACGGGCUCAAGAAGCUGAAGCUUCUUCUGGCGAGGAUGGGGUUCCCGCUCGCCGACUGCCAGAAGGGGUUCCAGUACAUGAGCAUGGAUGUCAAGAGGAAGAUGCGCGAUGAGUUUGACCGCUUCCUGCCGGAGUAUGGGCUCACCGACUUCUACUACCGAAGCUUCCUGAGGGUGCACGGGUACAAGUCCAAGGUCUCUGCUGCGGAUCUUGUGUAUGGCGUCACCGCUUUGCUUGAAUCUGUGAAUGCCGAGUCCAAGGAGUGUCGUGCUGCUGAGCAAUUCUGGGUUGCAUACUCUGCAUUGUCUCCGAGCAAUGUGGAUCAGCUGCAGAAAGGAAUGCAAUCUGCAAUUGAGAUACAGAGGGCUAUACUGAGGCAAGGAAGCUCGGCCAUCACCAAGAGCGGCUUCAUACGGAGUGCAAAGAAGUUCCGGUGGGUGAAGCUUGAUGACCCAGUGGACACGAGCAAGCUGUGCCACCCUCAGGCCCUGACCAAGUUCUGCUUCUUCCUGAUGGAUGCACUGAAGGAGCGGGGUGCAAGGAUGAAGCCACUGGUGUGUGCUUGCUUAGGGAGGGAACCUGAGAAGGUGCUGGUAGUUGGGGUAUGGGGGAAGCCCAGGCUUGGGGCAGUUCAGGGGAAUUCGUUCGGGAAUGCAUUUAGGUCAGCGGCAGAGGAGAUUGGGGCAGACUAUUUCCAUGACAUGUUUGAGUCAUCAUGGAUUGUUCUUGACGUUGUUGCUGUCAGUUCUUUCAUGAUUCGGUUAACAGAGAAACUGUAAUGAUGGUAUGUGCUGGCCUAUGCCAGUUAUCCUUUUUAGUCCCAAGGAGUUUGAGGCUUGAUUCUGCUUCCAAAUAUAGGAGCUUCAGUCCUGGCGGUACAUGACAUGUAUUUUCUCCUUAUCCACCUGAACCUUUUCAUGAUCAUGUUUCGCAACGAGAACGGAGGUUUUCCACUGUUUAGCCACUUCAAUUAGUAAAUAAUAGAUCAAUGAAAUUCAGAUGCAAACCUUAUCACAGUAUGGAAAUGAACAAGGUAUAUGGUACUGUUGACCUGAUA